Trichomycterus rosablanca is the source of this 983-nucleotide messenger RNA. RefSeq names its product hydroxycarboxylic acid receptor 2-like. Bases 1 to 930 code for a protein of 309 amino acids. Gene Ontology annotation, cellular component: plasma membrane. NCBI's taxonomy places the organism in Eukaryota, Metazoa, Chordata, Actinopteri, Siluriformes, Trichomycteridae. Gene Ontology annotation, molecular function: G protein-coupled receptor activity. Gene Ontology annotation, biological process: positive regulation of Rho protein signal transduction; phospholipase C-activating G protein-coupled receptor signaling pathway. The transcript has a single exon. The record is from RefSeq and is a predicted model, not a curated record.
AUGUCGACAACUGACUAUGUCAAUAACUCCCUGCCCCUUCCAAAUACCUCACUGGCGGACAAGACGGUGUACGCGACAUGCAGCCACAUGCCUGAGGUCAUCCUAUUUUACCUGGGCAUGCAGUUCAUUAAUAUGUUCAUAGGCAUUCCAGCAAACCUCAUGGUGCUCUGGCUGAUCCGUAGUAACCGGAAAGACUCUUCCUCCUCUGACAUCUUCAUCGUUCACCUGGCUGUCCUAGACACCUUCUUUUGCCUUAUCCCUCCAUUGGAGUUGGCCAACCUGAUGUGGUUGACCACCAGCAGCACGUGGUAUGUCCUGCGCUUCUUUUAUGGGGUCAAGGACUCAUCACCGCUCUUCCUUUCCUGCAUUUGUCUGGAUCGUUACAUGGCAGUGCUGCACCCUAUCGUCUUCUCCAACCUGAAGGAUAAGCCUCAUCGGCCCGUCUGUGCAGGCGUCACGUGGUUCAUCACGCUGGUCUACGCAAUACUAAAGUGCAUCGGGACUAUCCCCAACUUUGAUAAAGUGUUCACAGUGAUGAUCCUGGCUGCAUUCGCCUUCAUGGUCUUCUGUAACAUCUCCAUACUCUGGGCGCUAAGGAAGUCUGGCCCAGGUCGUGAUGACAUGCACCCUGUCAAGAAAAGAGCCUUCAAGAUGGUACUCAUCAUUCAGGCUAUCAUAGUCUUUAACUACUUCCCUCCUGUUGCACUCUUCCCAUUUAAGUCCUAUUUCAUCCCAGAUGUGUUCAGAUGUUACAUCCAUUACAUAGCAUUCGGCUUCAUGGACAUUAGUAGUAGCAUUCAGCCUGUGCUCUAUCUGUCCAAAUGGAAGCCAAAAUGUCCAGCAUGCUGCUGUACAUGUUGUACUACUGAACAGACUGAAAAGGUAACCACAGCAAUCGAACCCUCCACUGUGUACUCAACGACUGGGUAAGGUUUGCUUGUAAUAAAAUGAGAGGGAUUAUAUAAUAGACUCUCUGUCUAUAA